This is a messenger RNA of Acomys russatus (golden spiny mouse), 1056 nucleotides long. It is a transcript of the gene Ube2k, whose product is annotated as ubiquitin conjugating enzyme E2 K. Gene Ontology annotation, cellular component: nucleus. Gene Ontology annotation, biological process: proteasome-mediated ubiquitin-dependent protein catabolic process; protein polyubiquitination. Lineage: Eukaryota; Metazoa; Chordata; Mammalia; Rodentia; Muridae. The coding region runs from base 147 to 836 and encodes 229 amino acids. The transcript is spliced from 7 exons. Gene Ontology annotation, molecular function: ubiquitin conjugating enzyme activity; protein binding. The record is from RefSeq and is a predicted model, not a curated record.
GGCGGCAAGGGUGGCAGUGGCCCCAGCGUUCGUGUGCUCGGGUCUGAACCACUGAGGGAGGAGGCGGUGGAGGAAGAGGUGGCGGCGGUGGCGGUGGUCGUAGCGGUGGCGGAGGAGGCGGGUACGAAUCAGCUGCGGGCAGAGACAUGGCCAACAUCGCGGUGCAGCGAAUCAAGCGGGAGUUCAAGGAGGUGCUGAAGAGCGAGGAGACGAGCAAAAAUCAAAUUAAAGUAGAUCUUGUAGAUGAGAAUUUUACAGAAUUAAGAGGAGAAAUAGCAGGACCUCCAGACACACCAUAUGAAGGUGGAAGAUAUCAACUAGAGAUAAAAAUACCAGAAACAUAUCCAUUUAAUCCCCCUAAGGUCCGGUUUAUCACUAAAAUAUGGCACCCUAAUAUUAGUUCCGUCACAGGGGCUAUUUGUUUGGAUAUCCUGAAAGAUCAAUGGGCAGCAGCAAUGACUCUGCGCACGGUAUUAUUGUCAUUGCAAGCACUGUUGGCAGCUGCAGAACCAGAUGACCCCCAAGACGCAGUAGUAGCAAAUCAGUACAAACAAAAUCCUGAAAUGUUCAAGCAGACAGCUCGGCUUUGGGCACAUGUGUAUGCUGGAGCACCAGUUUCUAGUCCAGAAUACACCAAAAAAAUAGAGAACCUCUGUGCUAUGGGCUUUGAUAGGUCAUUGCUAGAGGAAAGAAUCCAUGAUUCUCAGUGCAAAGAGAAGGAUUCCUUUCCUUGGGAUGUGAUUACUCUUGUCCUCUUCCUUACAGAACGCAGUAAUAGUGGCCUUGUCUUCAAAAUCAUGGGAUGUAGAGACUGCAACAGAACUGCUUCUGAGUAACUGAGGCCGGGAGCUGCUGCCAGCUGUGCUCACCUCUCCUUGAGGAGCACCAACACCUGUUAUUUUUAGGGUUCUGCAUAAAUUUCUUUUAAACUGGCAUUCUUGCCUAAUGAUGUUAUCUAGGCACCAUUGGAGACUGCAAAAAAAAAAAAAAAAAUAAUAAUAAUAAUAUCCCUGCUCUGUAAAUAAAGCUAAUUAAAAGUCUGUGUAAAUUUAAAAA